AUGCUUCAUAGGGACACUUUGCCCUCCAUAAGUCACCUUGACCUGGAGAAUAUCAGAUCUGAGAAGAACGACCUGUCCAGAUUCUCAAUUGGGAAUGGGCUGAGCAUAUCUACGGGCUCUCUAGCUAGCCCAACGGCGUCGAUGUACUCGGGCCCCCCUCCGCCCUACUCAUGCGCGCCAUCUACUGCGGGAUCUGCCUCAGGCUUAACGGGCUAUAUCUCUCCGCCUGAGUCUACCACUAGACGCUCGACGCGCGACGAGAAGGAGUCCCCUGACUUUCGCAAAUCACUACCCUCCAUCCACGAAGCACUAGCAGACAAGCCGAUGGCCUUUCCAACGACUUUGCCGGGUUCUUCCCAGCAUCAGUCUUUGCCCACGCCUUCGACAGCCAUGGCACCAUCAUUUUCGGAAGGGCCUAAAGGACCGGUGAACCCGUUCUCGCAAUCCGCAGGCACACCCGUGUUGCGUGACGUAUUUUCUGGACCACCAAAGCCUGUAUCAAACCCGGCCGAGACGCAGACCUCGAAGCCGACUUUUCCUCCAGUGUCUGCACCUGAUCCUCGCCAACCAGUGUCGCAGCACUUCGGCUACCCCGGCUCCCCACGCAAUCAACCAUCAUCCGCCUUCCGCUCGUCAUCGUUGAGCAAUACUUCAUUCACAACUCACCAUGAGAUUUCCCAGGCUAAGUCUCCUCGGACCUACGAACCUCCCAGGCAACAGAUGCCGUACCCAGCAUUUAAUAAUCCAGCCCCGACAAGCUACCCGCCCACCAGUGAGCCUUACCAGUUUUCAGCAGGCCCGAAACCUGAAGAACACCGAGCUUUUCCUAAGCCUGGGAAUGAACCUCUGUAUAGUGACACUGUCAAGAGGCAUCUGGAGGUAUUUGAUGCCGAGAUGGGACUUAAUGAAAUUAACGAGGCUUCUGCUCGUAUCCUGGACUUUUCCGGCAUUUGGACCCAGCGUUAUCUCCAGGGAACUCGCUCCGGCCAUUUUCACGAAUCCCUCCCUGGGCUGCACGAAGUCGACGACAUACUCCGUCAGUCUCACCGCAUUUGGGAGAACCUGAGCUACAUGCGAGAAGUAGUGAUCGCCCAGCAAAACGCCUUGUCGGAACAGCGAGCUCGACUUGCUCGAAGUAAUCAGGUGGAGGAGGAAUAUGCUGAGGAAUACAAAGGCGGGGGCUACGUGGGUGGUGACGCGAAGAAACGCCGCGGGAAAGCAGCACCACCUGGUCGAUGUCACAGUUGUAACCGCGCCGAGACACCUGAAUGGCGCAGAGGUCCCGACGGAGCACGCACGCUUUGCAACGCGUGCGGCCUGCAUUAUGCGAAAUUGACUCGCAAAAUGGGCGUCAACAAGGCCGCAGCUCUGACCGGAUCGAAUCUGCGGCCCAAGCAUCUGGACGCGACGAGGCCCUAA
Molecule: messenger RNA, 1419 nt
Organism: Cladophialophora carrionii CBS 160.54
Lineage: Eukaryota; Fungi; Ascomycota; Eurotiomycetes; Chaetothyriales; Herpotrichiellaceae
Exons: 3
Coding region: 1-1419 (472 amino acids)
Biological process (GO): regulation of DNA-templated transcription
Molecular function (GO): sequence-specific DNA binding; zinc ion binding
Source: RefSeq, a predicted model, not a curated record